Molecule: messenger RNA, 2331 nt
Organism: Megalops cyprinoides (Indo-Pacific tarpon)
Lineage: Eukaryota; Metazoa; Chordata; Actinopteri; Elopiformes; Megalopidae
Gene: ppef1
Product: protein phosphatase, EF-hand calcium binding domain 1
Exons: 18
Coding region: 151-2331 (726 amino acids)
Biological process (GO): detection of stimulus involved in sensory perception
Cellular component (GO): cytosol; nucleus
Molecular function (GO): protein binding; manganese ion binding; calcium ion binding
Source: RefSeq, a predicted model, not a curated record
GCUUGGUACUGGGGCUAGAGCCACGACCAGAACUGCACUGAUGCCCUCAAAUGUGCAUUGGCGCUGGACUUUGACGUGACUCUGCCAAUCAGCCACCAUAGACAUCUCUCAGGCUAGAUACAUGAUCAUGAACAGUCUACCACCAUAGACAUGGGAUGUGGAACCUCCAUCGCAACUGAGGACCAGGGGAAGACAUGGGAGAAAGAUGAGUCCACAAAGGCCAGCAGCCCAGCACUCACCAUGAAGGCAGCCAUCUUGAUUCAGCGCUGGUACCGGCGUUACAUUGCUCGGCUAGAAAUGAGGCGCCGGUACACCUGGAGCAUCUUCCAGUCUAUCGAGUAUGCCGGUGAACAGGACCAGCUACAGCUCUCCAGUUUCUUCAGCUUCAUGUUGGACAACUUUGCUCAUCUGAAUGGGAAUGGCCCAGAUCUGAGCUCACCUCUCCUGGACCCCUCAGAUGACCCAGUGAGGGAGGAGGGGAGGUGGGCUGAGUAUGAGCGGAUCGAGGUGUCCGACUCGUACAACGGCCCCCGCUUGUCCUUCCCCCUCAGCGUGCGUGAUACAAACGCUCUCCUCAGUGCUUUCAAGGAACAGCAGACUCUUCAUGCCAGAUAUGUCUUGCAGUUAUUGCACCAGACAAAAAAAUUCCUAAAACAGAUGCCAAAUGUCAUUCAUCUGUCGACAUCGUACUCCAAAGAGAUCACAAUCUGUGGAGAUUUGCAUGGAAGGCUUGAUGAUUUACUGCUCAUAUUCUAUAAGAAUGGGCUUCCUUCUGCUGAAAACCCGUAUUUGUUCAAUGGAGACUUUGUGGACCGAGGGAAGAAAUCGAUGGAGAUCAUCAUCAUCCUGUUUGCCUUCCUCCUCCUGUAUCCAGACCACAUGCACCUGAAUCGGGGGAACCAUGAGGACCACAUCAUGAACCUGAGGUAUGGAUUUACAAAAGAAGUUAUGCAGAAAUAUAAGACUCAUGGGAGAGAUAUCCUGCAGCUGCUGCAAGACAUCUUCAGCCUGUUGCCUGUGGCAACGGUGAUUGACAGCAAGGUGCUCAUUGUCCAUGGAGGCAUCUCUGACAUGACUGAUCUGGACUUUCUGGGCUCCAUAGAGAGACACAAGGUAAAGUCUGCUCUCAGGCUGCCCAGGAGCAGUGUUGACAACCUCAAGGUGGUCCAGGGGGGGAAGCUGAACAGCCUGUACUCUAAGAGCAGCAGGAGCAAAGGCCUUGAGACAAGGAGAAAUCAGCUGAUGAGGCAAAGCAGUGGCUCAUCUUCCUCAUCCUCCUCCUCCUCUUCGCUGUGUUCUCCGCGUGUCUCUUCUCGCAACAGGCAUCGUGCCCAGCUAUCUCCCAGCAUGCUCAGCCCCACCCACGUUGCCCAGGUGCCCUUCCUGGACUCCAUGGUUUCUAUUGCGCAUCCAACGCCACCAAGGGAGGAAGUGGAAUGGAAGCAGAUUGUAGAUUUGCUGUGGAGCGACCCAAAAAACCAGAACGGCUGUACACCCAACACCUUCCGAGGGGGCGGCUGCUACUUUGGGCCUGACGUGACCCGUAAACUCCUGAAGAAGAACGGACUGAGCCUUUUGAUCCGAUCCCACGAGUGCAAGCAAGAGGGCUACGAGGUGUGCCACGAUGGCCAGGUGAUCACCAUUUUCUCUGCCUCCAACUACUAUGAGGAAGGCAGCAACCGUGGGGCCUAUAUCAAGCUGGGCCCAGACCUGGUCCCUCGUUUCUUCCAGUAUCAAGUCAGCCACUGCACAAGAAAGCUCACACUACACCAGAGAGUGAGUGUGGCUGAGGGCUCAGCUCUGAAGGCCCUGAAGGAGAAGUUGUUUACCCACCGCUCGGAGCUGAUGGUUGCCUUUCAACAGUAUGACAAAUACAACACAGGCAAGAUCUCCACCAGUGAGUGGGCCCAGGCUGUGGAAUCAGUGCUGAGGAUGGACCUGCCCUGGCGGACCCUGAGGCCACGGCUGGCACGCCUUGCCCUGGAUGGCAGUGUGGAGUACUUGUCCUGCUUUGAUGACAUUUGCCUGGGCCAGUCUAUACCCCAGGUUACACAAAACCUUGCAGAAACAUUGUACAGAUACCGGACUGACCUUGAGAUCAUAUUCAAUAUCAUUGACAAAGACCAUUCAGGUCUGAUCUCUAUCGAAGAGUUCCGUCAGACUUGGAAUCUUUUCAGCUCCCAUCUGAGAGUACCCAUAGAAGACAGUGCCAUCGAUGACCUGGCUCGCAGCAUUGACUUCAACAAGGAUGGCAGCAUCGACUUCAACGAGUUCCUGGAGGCCUUCAGGGUGGUGCACCGGCUGGACACCAAGGACCAGCAGCAGGGGUGA